Closterium sp. Naga37s-1 is the source of this 720-nucleotide messenger RNA. NCBI's taxonomy places the organism in Eukaryota, Viridiplantae, Streptophyta, Zygnematophyceae, Desmidiales, Closteriaceae. The record is from the annotation of a GenBank genome assembly.
AUGAACACCACAAUUGCACCCAUCGGCCCUUCGUUUGUAGAUAUGCGGGGCGUGGUGGUGAAUCCGGGGAAGAGGCAGAUGUGGGUGAGCUUUAUGUCGGCCUUUGGCAAGGACAUGAGUGCUUCUGCCGUGGUGGCGAGGCUUCGCUUGUCCUUGAGGCUCAAGCGCAAGUGGCGGCCGUUUCAAGUGUUUCUGGAGCGGUUCAAAGUGGUGGGGGUGGGCGGAGGGAACAGUCUCAUUCAACCCACGAUCGCUCUCAACAGGUGGGAGAGAGGGGGGACGGAAGGGGCGGAUGGGAAAGAGGGGAGAGAGGGAUCUGAUAAAGCAGGGAAAGAGGAGAGGAGAGGAGAAUGUUACCCUUACCGUGCCCUUACGGGCAUCAUAGCAGCGUCACUAGCAGGGCGUUCCUUCUACCCCUCAGCUGCCUAUGCCACUCUCAACGCCAAUGUGGAUGUCGGCCGCGUGGUCGUUACCGGCCCGGGGAAAGCGCCUCUCGACGACUUCACUGGGUACCGCGGUGCAACGGAGAUGCGGUAUGGGGACUACAUGACUGCGAUGGUGGACGAGGAGGGGAGGGCACUUUUGAUGCGACUCACGAGUCUUUCCCACCCCUUUCUCCCCUCAAGGGUACCGUGCGGGGGAAAUGGGGAUAACGGGGGGAGUGGUGAUAGCGGGGGGAAUGGGGACAAUGGAGGAAAUGGGGAUCACGAGGGGAAGUAG